UAUGCGGAAUUCGGAAAAUACUUUUAAAAGAAAAACUAAAAGAAAAUUAACAAAAUAAAGAUGAGUGAACCGCAGACAACAAUUACAGAUGAUAAAAAACACAGAAUACAAGGAGCCGCUUUUCUUGGCCUAGUUGGAGGUAUAUCGGCAUUAUUUGGUUUCUCGCGGACACUUGGUAAGGCGAAAAAGUCAGAAUCAAAACUUCUGGAAAAGGGAGGAACCAAGACCUUAAUACUUCUGGACGAAGGUUCGGCAUUAGCUAUGCGUGCACUUGGUUAUGGUACUCUAUAUGCUGUUUUGGGUACGGGAGCAUUUUGUUUUGGUGUUUGGAAAUUAUCGGGAGCCAAGAAUAUGGAAGAAUUCCGCAUGAAAAUGGGUAGUGCUCUACCAAAACUGACCAGCGACGAGCCACCCAAAAGCCGCACAGACUUUGAAAGUUUGACUGAUUUAAUGAAAUACUUAGCUGCCUGGGGCAAAGAAUAAUAAAA
Molecule: messenger RNA, 488 nt
Organism: Musca vetustissima
Lineage: Eukaryota; Metazoa; Arthropoda; Insecta; Diptera; Muscidae
Product: transmembrane protein 242
Exons: 3
Coding region: 61-483 (140 amino acids)
Source: RefSeq, a predicted model, not a curated record